GUACGAUUCAACAACACUGCAGACGAGGUCAGUCUGUCGACGGCAACCACUCGUGUUGGAAGUGUUCUGUACCGACGUCACGUUGUCGUUAAUUUAUCGUCUUCCCGACGAGUUCAACUCGCGCGUAUAUAUUUUUAUCCGUGCGGCGGCGUGUUCUUGCAGUGCGCACAUCUUCGGGUCGGUUUAAAAUCAUUAUUUAUUACGACCGUUUUUGACCGAUCCCGAUUGGAUUUUGUACCUUGGCUGAAUAUUUAUUCACAUUUUUUUUUUCCUCGUCCGACGCGUAUCGCGGGUGUGCGGUGGCAGAAGUCAACCCGAACGUAAACCUAUGUGGCUAUACAAAUAUCGGUACAAAAGCGCGGGCGAACCAUCGAGAAAAUGAUCGCCGCCGCGAUUUCGCGACUUUGGCCUGGCGGCGGCGGCGGUGGUGUCGCGGGCCAUCCGUCGCGCUGUACUCGUUACGUUUUCGCGAUGACGAGGACGACGACGACGACGACGACUACUAUUCUGCUGCUGGUGCCGUUUUUCCUGCUGGCCCUGGCGACGGCAUCACGUGCGUCCGACAGUUGUGAUUGGAGCGGAAGCGGACUGACGUCGGAUUCGUCGGAACACUCGGUGCGGCCCGUCCGAUUGGAUCGGUGCUGGGCGGGCACGGUGCGCUGGUCGUACCCGCGCGGCGCGCUAAGGGUGGUGUUCCGGUUGACGGGCACCAGUGGCGGCCGCGAGUUCCGCGUCUGCCUCAAACCGGACCGGCUGGACGGCGUGCGCGUGCUGUUGGACAGCGCGCCCCGUCGGCUGAUCGCCGUGUACGAUUAUCGCACGACCGGCGGCGAACCUCUCAGGUCACGGUGCUUCAAGAGCGUCGGCGGCACGGCCGCGUUCUACGUGGAGGCGGACAAGACGGGCGACCGGUCCGGUCCCGUCCGGUUCCGUUACGAUCUCGAACCGCUCGCCGAGCCCGCGCCCCAACUUUUCGUAGCCGACAACCUCGACGACGAAUGUCGGCCAUGUACUAUAGAAGAAAUGACACAAGCUUACUGCACAAGUAGUUUAGUGGUCCAAGGCACCAUAGUGGGCGUUUCGUACGACGGCGACGUGUCGCGCGUGCGAGUGAUGCCGACCAAGGCACACCGUUUGCCGCCUGAAGAGGACGACCGAGUGGUGGUGCAAGUGUCGCCGCCGCAGCAGCAGCAGCAACAGCAGCAGCAAGAGGACGAGAGCGGACGACCGCGGCGCGACGACCGGCCGAUGACCAUAACGUUCGGCCGGGGUUGCAGGCCUGCCGCUGGGCCCGGCGAGUUUGUGUUCAUGGCCCGAGCCAAAUUCGACGAGUUGGCCCUGCGGUGUGCUCCCAGGUUGGAGGAAUGGCGACAAGCAGUCAAGGCGGACAAAGCUCCCGGCUGCAUUCUAGCCGGUUGACCGUCGAAAUUACAUAGUGCUAUAUACGCUCAUUUGUGUAUAUUUCCGAGACAAUAUGUAGGUACGCGUUUAGUACCUAUAACCUAAGUAGGAACUGUUAUAUGUCACAUGCUAUACAGGGUUACCAGAACCGUUGUUGAAUUAAGUUUUUUUUUUAAAUUUUUUUUUAAUUUUUUUAUUCAAAAGUCAUCAUGUUAUAAUAUUAUGUUAUACUAUUUUGUGUAAGAAUAUACUUGUAAAAAAGGCCAUAUAAAGGUAAUGUGUACAUUAUACUUUCAGUGGACGCUUAAACAAAAAUCGCUUUAACUACUACGGCUAAUGCAUAUAAACGAUAAUCGUUCCGCAAACGAGAAGUCGUCGUAUUGUACUUGCGGAUAUCGCAUAAUCUAAUAAUUAUCGUUUUAAAAGUUCGUUCGGUGCGUGGAGCUUGCAGAAAUUACGUUCGGCCAAAGGGACUCGUCAGUAAGUGAGAAGGAGAAGAAGGAGGAAGAGGAGGAAGAGGGAGGUAAAGGCUCGUGUACAUAGUUUCUUUGACGUAGAACAAAGGUUCUGUGGCUGUGAUUUAAACAUUUUACGAAAAUGUUAAAAACAAAUUCAAAAAAAUAUAAACAAAACACAAUAGACGUGCGCAUACUAUUAAUAUUUAAUACAUUUAUAAUUAAAAAUAUGGAAACUCAACACAUCAAGUCGUGUUUGGUAUAGAUACGUAAUCGUUUAUUUCUGAUUUCCUAUUAGAAAAUAAUCUAGCUCUUGCACCGCUUUUCGUUUAAAUUACCGCAUACUCUAUAUGAUACUAUACGAUGAUAUACUUAAAUAUUGUAUUAUUGUUGGUAAUUUAAGAACUUUAACGCACGCCAAGCGCAACGUCGACGAGUCAAUAAAACUGUAUACGAACGAAUAAAAUAUUAUACUAUAAUAUAUAACGUAUGUACAGAGUUUUGAAUAUUUGUUUUCUAAAAGUAUUAUAAUGAAUCGCAAGAUAGAUAUGUUUCUUUCUUUCGAAUCUCUUAUUUUACGCGAAUGUCACUUUUAUUAUACAAUAUUUUUAUUUUGUAUCCUUUAUUAUAAUUUCUGUAGCCAAAAGGUACUUUUUACUCUUUCCUCUAUUACUUUUAUGUAAUAUAUAUGUGCGAAAUAUACAUGAAUUGUAUAUCGUUAACAUGUGAAUCUAUGUGCCAAACCUUAAAUAAAAAAUAAACGGAAAGUUUCUUUUUAUAGAAGUUAUAUCAUUAUUGGUUCGUAGUUAAAUUACGAUAUAUCAUAUCAAAUGGUUUAUUCGAUUUUAUUAUAUUAUUUUACUUUAUUUAUGCGCUUUAAAAACAAUACCUAAAUUAUAAUUUUAUUACUUC
Molecule: messenger RNA, 2768 nt
Organism: Melanaphis sacchari
Lineage: Eukaryota; Metazoa; Arthropoda; Insecta; Hemiptera; Aphididae
Product: meteorin-like protein
Exons: 4
Coding region: 379-1419 (346 amino acids)
Molecular function (GO): hormone activity
Source: RefSeq, a predicted model, not a curated record